AUGGCCAACCCUAAAUGUUACUUCGAUGUUGCAGCUGACGGUGAAGAACUUGGUAGAAUCGUGUUUGAACUUAGGCACGAUGCGGUUCCCAAGACCGCUGAAAAUUUCAGGGCAUUGUGUACAGGCGAAAAGGGUUAUGGCUACAAGGGUUCCACCUUUCACCGUAUCAUUCCUCAAUUUAUGGUUCAAGGUGGCGACUUCACCAACAAUAACGGAACUGGUGGUAAAUCCAUUUAUGGCGAGAAAUUUGCUGAUGAGAAUUUCAAUUUGAGACACGAAGGACCUGGUACUCUUUCAAUGGCUAACGCUGGAGCCAACACUAAUGGAUCUCAAUUCUUUAUUUGCACUGUAAAGACUGCCUGGUUGGAUAAUAAGCAUGUCGUCUUUGGAAAAGUGGUUGAUGGUAUGGAUAUUGUGUACAAAGUUGAAGCUUUUGGCACUUCUUCAGGUAAACCCAAAAAAACUGUCAAGAUUAUCGAUUGUGGCGAAUGUUAA
This is a messenger RNA of Dentiscutata erythropus, 495 nucleotides long. The record is from the annotation of a GenBank genome assembly. Lineage: Eukaryota; Fungi; Glomeromycota; Glomeromycetes; Diversisporales; Gigasporaceae.